UCAUUCAUUCCCACGUCUAGGGCUUUAGCGGGAGUCCGUGGCGUGGUAGCGAGCGCCACGCAAUUCCUCCAGGUGAAAUGGCUGCCGAGACGUCGAUUCUCGGGGUAGAGAAGCAGUCGCUUAGAUUGAGAGGCCUUCAUUGCGAAGGCGCGGCAAGAAUCGGGCGCGGGAUUAGAGGGAGAGGGAUUCCAGAUAGCGGUAGGGAGCUCGUUGUGUCGAUCGAGCCAUUGUUUUUCGGCAGGAUCAUGACGAUCGAUUCGAUUAGGAUACACAACGCGCCACUCCAGGGGGGGAAUUUCAUCCGUAGUAGCAGGAAUUUUGCAGCGCCUUCCUCGCGGCUGAAGAUCGCAAGCACGAAAUUCAGUCCAGGGAGGAGAUUUGUGGAUAGAGAUUUUAGCGUGCGCGCCUCGGCAUCGGCCGGUCCCGGACAAACGCAGAACGGAGGUGGAGAGAAGGCAUUGCCUGUGAAGCCCGAUCCAUCGGUAACUCCUGACGACGUUGUGCUAGCUCAACUCAAAGCAUUACGAGAGCGAGACCUCGCGACUGUAUACGAGUUUGCCUCCCCGGCAAACAAGAGCCACACUGGUCCGCUCCCGAGGUUCACGCAAAUGAUGGAGAGAGCUUACAGUCUGAUGAUUGGACAUAAGGAUGCUCGGAUUCUCAGCUCGAUGACUAUAAGCCCGAAUAGAUUUCAGCAGCGCAUUGUCAUUACGGGUGCCAAUGGGAAGAACGCAACUUUCUCUUGGGCAUUAUCAAAGCAGGAAGAAGGUGCUCAUGAAGGAUGCUGGAUGACAGACACCGUGAGGCGGGACGAUUGAAAUCACACGCUAGAUGGGAACUAAAAAUAAAAGCUACUCUGAAAAUGAAGCUGGUAAAUCUAUCCUAUCUUAUUCGCAGAUCUGGUACUGCUUA
Messenger RNA from Selaginella moellendorffii, 912 nucleotides. RefSeq lists its product as uncharacterized. The transcript is spliced from 7 exons. The record is from RefSeq and is a predicted model, not a curated record. Bases 78 to 818 code for a protein of 246 amino acids. Lineage: Eukaryota; Viridiplantae; Streptophyta; Lycopodiopsida; Selaginellales; Selaginellaceae.